CCGCCAUCCGGUAAAAUUGUGGGUGAUAUUUAUUUAUGUGUGGUUUAUAUGAAUAUAUUUUCUGGUAUUCUUUACUUUCUGCAUACCCUUUUGAUCUGGUGUGCUUUUGUUCUUACUCUUUAAUGUUAAUUGGCAGUUACUUUAUUUAUAUUCUUUUUAAGUUCAUUUUGGAACUCUUCUAGGAGUUUGUAGAUCCAAAGAUAUAUUGGUGAGUUUUUUUAUGGGCCUUAUUUAAUUUGUGAGUAAGAGUGAGGGAAGGUUGAUCUGAUUGAUGAUUAUUGCUCAGCAAGAUUAGUUUGGACAUGUGAAUUUGAAGUGGGAAGCCUCGGGAACAGAUGGACUGACAUGAGAAUGAAUGAAUGAUAAGAUUUUGAUAUUAGGGUUCAUGAAAUACUAGUCUCAUGCUUGAAGUUAUCUUAGACUUGCUUCAGUUUAAAGUUAAAAGUGAUGGGUAUAUACCUUAGUUCUCCAAAAACAGAGAAGUUCUCAGAGGAUGGUGAGAAUACAAGGCUUAGAUAUGGUUUAUCAUCCAUGCAAGGAUGGCGUGCAACAAUGGAAGAUGCGCAUGCGGCGAUCCUUGACUUGGACACUUCUACUUCCUAUUUUGGUGUUUAUGAUGGUCAUGGAGGGAAGGUUGUGGCUAAAUUCUGUGCCAAGUAUCUUCAUCAACAAGUGCUUAAACAUGAAGCUUAUCUGGCUGGUGAUAUCGCAACUUCUGUGCAGAAGGCCUUUUUUAGAAUGGAUGAGAUGAUGCGCGGACAGAGAGGCUGGAGGGAGCUUGCUGUUCUGGGGGAUAAAUUGAACAAGUUCACUGGUAUGAUAGAAGGUCUGAUAUGGUCUCCAAGAAAUUCUGAAGGAAAUGAUCAAGUUGAUGAUUGGGCAUUUGAGGAGGGGCCCCACUCUGAUUUUUCUGGACCGACUUCUGGAAGCACAGCUUGUGUUGCAAUCAUUAGAGGCAACCAUCUUGUUGUUGCAAAUGCUGGUGAUUCUCGCUGUGUAAUAUCAAGAAAGGGUCAGGCAUACAAUCUGUCAAGGGACCAUAAACCUGAUCUUGAGGUGGAAAGAGAACGAAUUCUAAAAGCCGGCGGUUUCAUUCAUAAUGGACGAGUGAAUGGCAGUCUAAACCUUGCAAGAGCUAUAGGAGAUAUGGAAUUCAAGCAGAAUAAAUUUUUGCCAGCUGAGAGGCAAAUAGUAACUGCCAGUCCAGAUAUAAAUACAGUUGAGCUAUGUGAGGAUGAUGAUUUUAUUGUGCUAGCUUGUGAUGGCAUAUGGGAUUGUAUGUCAAGCCAGCAAUUGGUUGAUUUUAUACAUGAGCAGCUGCACUCUGAAAGCAAGCUUUCCACAGUAUGUGAAAGAGUUCUUGAUAGAUGUUUGGCGCCAUCCACUGCUGGAGGUGAGGGAUGUGAUAACAUGACUAUGCUACUGGUACAAUUUAAGAAACCAAUUUACUCGGGGUCCUGUGAACCUGCUGAAUUGUCUCCCCCUUCUGAUGAUAAGUUGCCCAUAGUGGAUGAGAAAUCUCAUGCUUCCAGUGAGGUUGAAGCUGAACCAAAACCGGUUGAGUGUGGAUCAAGUUCAUGACUGGUAUCUAUGCUUUUUAAGCCAUAUUUUUGGAAUUUUAAUCUGUGACUGUGCGUGAAGGCUUACAGCAUCUACUACUAAAUGCACUGUGCACUUAUAGUGAUGCUUUUUGUUUGUGACUGCACUGUACUGGAACAAUUGAAAUGGCAUGUAUAGAGUUUACCCCAGGUUUGACAAUCGUACAGGUUCGACUCAAAACUGCAAAGGAGUCAUCAUCUGUUCUUUUUUUGUUUAUUUUAAUGUCUUUUUUCCUGUGUAAUUUUUACUGAUACGGAGUAUCUUCAAAGUUGCCAAACUUGCAUGAG
Molecule: messenger RNA, 1886 nt
Organism: Ipomoea triloba (trilobed morning glory)
Lineage: Eukaryota; Viridiplantae; Streptophyta; Magnoliopsida; Solanales; Convolvulaceae
Product: probable protein phosphatase 2C 60
Exons: 11
Coding region: 448-1581 (377 amino acids)
Biological process (GO): protein dephosphorylation
Molecular function (GO): cation binding; protein serine/threonine phosphatase activity
Source: RefSeq, a predicted model, not a curated record